This is a messenger RNA of Bufo bufo (common toad), 6109 nucleotides long. It is a transcript of the gene TRPM7, whose product is annotated as transient receptor potential cation channel subfamily M member 7. Gene Ontology annotation, biological process: protein tetramerization; calcium ion transport; monoatomic cation homeostasis. Lineage: Eukaryota; Metazoa; Chordata; Amphibia; Anura; Bufonidae. Gene Ontology annotation, molecular function: ATP binding; calcium channel activity; protein serine/threonine kinase activity. Gene Ontology annotation, cellular component: membrane. The record is from RefSeq and is a predicted model, not a curated record.
UCCUCCUCCUACUCCGUCAGUCCGGAGUGGUGGCUCCAUUAUGAAAGACUCAUCCUCCGCUGAGUCCGGAGCGGAGACGGCUGCUGGGCGCGCUCUUCGAUCGGCCAAGGGAUCCUUCCCCACACGAGACAUCUCCGAUAGAUGGCUGAACGUCCCGGAGGAGGCCCGCCUGACACUUCACGGUGAAGAGAAUGUCCCAGAAAUCUUGGAUCGAAAGUACUUUCACCAAGAGGGAAUGUAUCUAUAUAAUUCCAAGUUCGAAGGACCCACACAGAUGCCUUCCAGGAUGCCAAAUUUGCCAGCAGCUUGUGAGAUGCUGCUGUGGCCGCCUGGUCAGACAACAUGCCUGCUUCACCGCCAGUGUCGCUAUGAAGUACUCCGAUUUGAAACUAGGUGAAAAUUUCACGGAAGAGCUUGAAGAAUGGUCUGUGGAAAAAGACACAGAAGAGAGCCCAACAGAUGCCUAUGGUGUUAUCAAUUUUCAAGGUGGAUCACAUUCCUACAGAGCAAAGUAUGUCAGGUUGUCCUAUGACACACAGCCAGAAACCAUUCUACAGCUGAUGCUAAAGGAAUGGCAAAUGGAAUUGCCAAAACUUGUAAUCUCUGUGCAUGGAGGAGUGCAGAAGUUUGAGCUUCAUCCACGCAUCAAACAGUUAAUUGGUAAAGGCCUCAUUAAAGCUGCUGUGACAACCGGUGCAUGGAUCAUCACUGGAGGGGUAAAUGCUGGUGUAGCAAAACAUGUUGGGGAUGCUCUUAAAGAGCACGCUUCAAGAUCAUCCCGAAAGAUUUGCACUAUUGGAAUAGCACCAUGGGGAGUCAUUGAAAACCGUAAUGAUCUGGUUGGAAGAGACGUCAUUGCUCCAUAUCAAACUUUGCUGAACCCUCUGAGUAAACUCAAUGUCCUCAAUAACCUGCAUUCCCAUUAUCUGGUGGACGAUGGUACUGUUGGAAAGCAAGGUGCAGAAGUGCACUUAAGGAGGCAGCUGGAGAAAACCAUAAACUUGCAACGCAUUCAUGCACGCAUUGGCCAAGGCGUUCCUGUUGUGGCCGUUGAUAUUGGAAGGUGGCCCCAUGUGAUCUUACAGUGCCUGGAUUAUCUGCAGGAAAACCCACCUGUCCCAGUUGUUGUAUGUGAAGGAACGGGCAGAGCUGCUGAUAUCUUGGCUUAUGUGCACAAGCAGACGGAGGAAGGAGGAAUCUUCCUUGAAGGUGCAGAGUCUGAAAUCAUUUCAACUAUUAAAAAAACGAUCAACUUUAGCCAGUCUGAGGCCGUCCAUCUCUUCCAGAUUGUAAUGGAGUGUAUGAAAAGCAGAGAACUUAUAACUGUGUUUCACAUGGGCUCAGAUGAGCAUCAGGACAUUGACGUUGCAAUACUUACUGCUCUACUGAAAGGAACGAAUGCAUCUGCAUUGGACCAGCUGGUUUUAACUUUGGCGUGGGACAGAGUUGACAUAGCCAAAAACCAUGUAUUUGUCUAUGGACAACAGUGGCUGGUCGGUGCCCUGGAACAAGCCAUGCUGGAUGCACUUGUAAUGGACAGGGUUGCAUUUGUCAAGCUUCUCAUAGAGAAUGGAGUCAGCAUGCAUAAAUUUCUCACCAUCCCCAGGCUGGAAGAGCUUUAUAACACCAAACAAGGUCCUACUAACCCAACUCUGUUUCAUCUUGUCCGAGAUGUUUAAGGCAGGUAAAUGCAAGGUCAUCUUCCACCAGGAUAUAAAAUUACUUUGAUUGAUGUUGGUCUUGUCAUUGAGUAUCUGAUGGGUGGCACCUAUAGGUGCACAUACACAAAGAAGCGCUUUCGAAUAAUUUACAACAAUCUUCAUGCUGGAAAUCGGCGUUCUGGGAGAAACACUUCAAGCAAUACACCGCAGAUGCGAAAACCAUGAAUCAUUUGAAGCAGAGCAGAUAAAAAGGAUAAGAUGAGACACAAUCACUUCAUAAAAACUGCACAGCCUUAUAAACCAAAGCAAGAUACUUCAGCUGAUGAGGGAAAAAAGAAAAGGAUCAAAGACGAGAUUGUGGACAUUGAUGAUCCUGAGAUGAAGCGCUCCUACCCCUUUAAUGAGCUCCUGGUUUGGGCUGUGCUGAUGAAGAGGCAGAAGAUGGCCCUUUUCUUCUGGCAGCAUGGGGAGGAGUCCAUGGCUAAAGCUUUAGUUGCCUGUAAAUUGUGCCGCUCUAUGGCUUAUGAAGCAAAGCAGAGUGAUGUUGUGGAUGACGCAUCAGAAGAACUGAAGGAGCAUUCCAGUGAGUUUGGACAGCUGGCGGUAGACUUGCUAGAUCAGUCAUUCAAGCAGAAUGAAACUAUGGCAAUGAAACUUCUCACAUAUGAACUGAAAAAUUGGAGUAAUUCCACCUGCCUAAAGCUUGCUGUAUCUUCUCGACUUCGCAAUUUUGUUGCACACACUUGUACUCAAAUGCUGCUGUCCGACAUGUGGAUGGGAAGAUUAAACAUGAGAAAGAAUUCUGGUAUAAGAGAAGAGCCUUUUGUAACCAAGGGCAUAAAACCGGCUCAGAAAAAAGCCAAUCCUCGGGAAAAGUGGCACUUUUCUAAAAGGAAGGUGAUUCUGAGUAUUUUGGUCCCUCCUACUAUUCUCAUGCUUGAAUAUAAAACAAAGGCAGAAAUCCAUAUACCACAAUCUCAGGAUGCCCAUCAAAUGGCAAUGGAUGACAGCGAAAAUAACUUUCAGAAUCUACCGGAAAAUAUUCCAAUGAAUGUCUUUAAGGAAGUUCAGGCUUUCGACCAUACAGAUGUGAAGACUGAAUUGGAGACUCAAACAAAAACCCGCCGGCUUCCCAUUACCCAGAAAUUCUAUGCAUUCUAUCAUGCGCCAAUCGUGAAAUUUUGGUUUAACACGCUGUUCUAUUUGGCAUUUCUCAUGCUUUUCACAUUUGUGGUUCUUGUGAAGCUGGAGCCAUUGCCUUCUGCCCAAGAGUGGAUUGUCAUUGCCUACAUUUUUACCUCAGCGAUUGAAAAAAUACGAGCGGUUGUUUAUUUUAUGUCUGAAGCUGGGAAAAUUACAAAGAUAAAGGUGUGGUUUGGGGACUAUUUUAAUAUCACAGAUACAAUUGCUAUCAUUACGUUCUUCAUCGGAUGCGGGUUGAGACUUGGAGCAUAUAACUAUACCUCGGAAACCCCAACAGACAAUAACGGAGGAGACGCCAAUGAUGCUUUUGAUGAUCCUGUUUUUCUUGCUGGAAGACUGACGUAUUGUCUGAAUAUCAUUUUCUGGUAUGUCAGAUUACUGGAUUUUCUGGCUGUCAAUCAACAAGCAGGACCAUAUGUAAUGAUGAUUGGCAAAAUGGUUGCGAAUAUGUUCUACAUAGUCGUUAUGGCCGUCGUACACUUGAGUUAUGGUGUUCCAAGACAGGCAAUUCUAUAUCCGCAUGAAGAACCAAGUUGGACCCUUGCUAGGAAUAUAGUUUUUCAGCCUUAUUGGAUGAUGUUUGGUGAAGUGUAUGCUUAUGAAAUUGAUGUUUGUGCCGAAAACUCUGAGGUGAAAGAACUAUGUGCUGCUGGAACAUGGCUGACUCCAUUUCUUCAAGCUGUCUACCUCUUCAUGCAAUAUAUCAUAAUGGUGAAUCUUCUCAUAGCAUUUUUUAACAAUGUGUACUUCCAAGUGAAGUCCAUUUCAAACAUUGUGAAGUACCAGCGCUACCAUUUCAUUAUGGCCUAUCAUGAGAGGCCCUUCUUACCACCGCCUUUGGUUAUAUUCAGCCAUUUGUCUUCCCUCUUCUGCUUUGUUUGCAAACGAAGAAAGAAAGACAAGUACUCACAUGGACCAAAAUUAUUUUUAACGGAAGAAGACCAGAAGAAGCUUCAUGAUUUUGAGGAACUUUGUGUUGAAAUGUAUUUUAAUGAAAAAGAUGAUAAAUUUCACUUGGGAAGUGAAGAGAGAAUUCGUGUUACAUCUGAAAGGGUUGAACAGAUGUCUAUACAAAUCAAAGAGGUUGGAGAUCGAGUGAACUACAUCAAGCGGUCUUUACACUCUUUGGAUUCACAGAUUGGACACUUGCAAGACCUGUCUGCUCUUACUGUAGAUACUUUGAAAACACUUACUGCACAAAAAGCAUCUGAGGCCAGCAAGGUUCAUAAUGAAAUCACUCGUGAACUGAGCAUUUCAAAGCACUUAGGACAGAAUCUGGUUGAUGAUGGCCCUCUACGUUCCUCCAUGAGGAAAAAUAAUUUCUUUGGCUCAUCAUUUCCACAAGGAAGUCCCGAGGCCAACAGUAACUAUCUUUUCAACGUUUCUUUGAGAGAUGAAAGACAUACUGUAGGAAAAAAGGUGGGUGACUAUUUUCCACCUCAGAGAGAAAAACUAAAUAUUCCAGAUGCUGGUCCAUCUGGAGGUGCCUUAGUUUCUACUGCUGAUUGUCCUACAGAACUGCCAAACCGUGCACAAGGACCUGUAUCGCUCACUGAAAAUCAAUAUCCUGGUAUUUCCACCAGUAGCAUGCCAAGCAGUACUUCGCCUUCUGCUACCUUUUUUGUAAGCACGCCGAACCAGCCAUGCUUAAAAAAUCAAAUGGAAAUCGCAUCAAAGCUGGAAAUGUCCCUUCAACCGAGAUCCUCAAAAGUAGAGAACACUGUGGAAUUUGGUGCGUUUGUUGGUCACAGAGAAACUGUGAUACUGCAGAAACAACUUAAAAAUCCUGAAAACCAAACUGAAAGAGAAAUGAACCCUGCAGAUUUGAUGGAAUCCUAUCCUCCUUUCAGCUUGAAGCAAGUGAAAUCCUGUGCGGGGUUUACAGAGCUCAGUAAGAUCUCCCAGUCCUUGCGGCUCGAUCCACUGCAUGGCGGCAGCCGGAGAGCCUCACUAACCGAGGAGACAGCUGUGGAUGACUCCAAAGAAACCUUUCUAGCGGAUUGGUUGCUGUCUCAUUCAUCCUCCGCAAGCAAACCAAAGCCUACAGCAGAGGAGGACGCUUUGAAUGGUAUUGGAUCACCUUUCAAACCAAUAGUGGACAUCAAUUAUUGCUAUUCAGCUGUUGAACGAAACAACCUGAUGCGAUUGGCCCAGAGUAUUCCUUUCACCCCAGUUCCUCUAAAAGGAGAGCUGGUCACGGUGUAUCGCCUGGAGGAGAGUUCUCCCAGCAUCCUAAAUAACAGCAUGUCCUCCUGGUCACAGAGGGGGUUGUGUGCCAAGAUAGAGUUUCUGAGUAAGGAAGAGAUGGGAGGGGGAUUGAGAAAAGCUGUGAAGGUGGCGUGCACAUGGUCGGAGAAUGAUAUCCUAAAGGCUGGGCACCUUUAUAUCAUCAAGUCCUUCCUUCCCGAAGUGGUGAAUACUUGGUCAGCGGUGUACAACAAAGAUACAGUUCUUCAUCUCUGCCUUAAAGAAAUACAACAGCAGAGGGCAGCACAGAAAAUGACAUUCGCAUUUAAUGCAAUGAAACCCAAGUCCAUCCCAUAUUCUCCAAGGUUUUUAGAAGUGUUUCUGUUAUAUCAUCAUUCGGACGGGCAGUGGUUUGCAAUCGAGGAGUGCAUGAAUGGAGAGUUCCGAAAGUACAAUAACAACAAUGGAGAUGAACGUGUCCCAACCAAUAUGUUAGAGGAAACCAUGUUAGCUUUUAGUCAUUGGACCUUUGAGUACACAAGGGGAGAGCUUUUAGUUCUGGAUUUACAAGGCGUUGGAGAGAACCUUACCGACCCAUCAGUUAUAAAAUCUGGAGAAAAAAGGUCAUCCGACAUGAUUUUUGGACCAGCCAAUUUAGGAGACGAUGCAAUUAAAAACUUCCGUGCUAAGCACCACUGCAAUUCAAUCUGCAGAAAGCUUAAGCUUCCAGACUUGAAGAGGAAUGACUACACACCCGACAAAGUGAUAUUCCCUCAGGAUGAACCUCCAGAAUCCUCGACAGAUCCUGAUGGUUCCACCAAAGAGUCAAAAACUUCUAUCCGUUUAAUGCUGUAGCUGAAAUCCCAGAUAUGGUGGACAGUUCUCACACCCUCAGAAUGAGUUGUAUUGCACAUGUGUGCAUGCUGCUAGGAGUCAUGAUUUUUUUUUUUUUUAAACUUUACCGAGUGGAUGACCUUAUGUGAAAGGCCCUACCUUGGGCCUAAGCCUGAGUUUUAGCAGUCUGUGUGUCCAGGUUUUAGGUAAACUAUGCCUUGUGU